Molecule: messenger RNA, 483 nt
Organism: Arachis ipaensis
Lineage: Eukaryota; Viridiplantae; Streptophyta; Magnoliopsida; Fabales; Fabaceae
Source: RefSeq, a predicted model, not a curated record
AUGAACUUGGAAGGAGUAGGCGACGCGGUCAGAUGCCGAGCAUUCCCUGUAACGCUGGUAGGACCAGCGAUCCGAUGGUUCAACACCCUCCCACAAGAAUCCAUCACAGCUUUUAUGGACAUUUCCCAAAUCUUCCUGGCUCAGUUCACGACACGCAUAGCCAAGGCAAAGCACCUAAUCAACUUGCUAGGGGUUACCCAAAAACCCGGGGAGCCGACUAGGAAAUUCUUAGACAGAUUCAACGAUGAGUUCCUGGAGAUUGACAGCCUUACGGACUCAGUCACUAGUCUGUGCCUAACGAACGGCCUGCUAAACGAGGACUUUAGGAAGCACCUCACUACCAAGCCUGUCUGGUCCAUGCAAGAAAUUCAAAGCGUGGCCAAGGAAUACAUCAUUGAUGAGGAAGUAAGUCAGGUUGUAGCAGCCAACAAACGGCAGCUCUCAAAACCCCCCAGCUCGGCAUGCCCCCAGGUCGACAGGUAA